GAGCGGGUAUAAGGUUUUGGGGUGAAUUCCAGUCCGAACCCCUCACCAGAAAUAAUCGCAGCAGCAGCAGCUUAUUUUUUCAAAAAAAAAAAAAAAGAAAAAGAAAGAAAGAUGUCGGUAAUGUUAGUAACAAGUUUGGGGGAAAUCGUCAUUGAUUUAUACACAGAUCGUUGCCCUCUCACCUGCAAAAAUUUCUUAAAACUCUGCAAGAUUAAAUAUUACAAUGGCUGCUUAUUUCACACGGUUCAGAAGGAUUUCACCGCACAGACUGGAGAUCCUACCGGAACUGGUACCAGUGGUGAUUCUGUUUACAAAAAGUUGUAUGGCGAUCAAGCUCGGUUUUUCGGUGAUGAGAUUCAUUUGGAUCUAAAGCAUACAAAGAUGGGGACGGUUGCCAUGGCCAGUGGAGGAGAGAAUCUCAAUGCUUCUCAGUUUUACAUUACGCUGCGUGAUGAUCUUGACUACCUUGAUGGCAAACACACAGUGUUUGGGGAGGUGGCUGAAGGGCUUGAAACGCUUAGCAGGAUAAAUGAAGCAUAUGUAGAUGGGAAGAACAGACCAUAUAAAAACAUACGCAUCAAGCACACUUAUAUACUAGAAGAUCCCUUUGAGGAUCCUCCACAACUAAGUGAGCAUAUUCCGGAUGCUUCCCCUGAAGGAAAGCCAAAAGAUGAGGUUGAUGAUGAGGUGCGGCUUGAAGACGACUGGGUGCCCAUAGAUGAAAAAUUAGAUGCAAAGGAAGUUCAGGAGCUAAUUCGUGAGAAGGAAGCACAUUCCAGAGCUGUUGUGCUUGAAUCUGUAGGGGACAUUCCCUCUGCUGAUAUAAAGCCUCCUGAUAACGUGCUCUUUGUAUGCAAACUAAACCCAGUAACUGAAGAUGAGGAUCUGAACACUAUCUUUUCAAGGUUUGGAACAGUUACAUCAGCUGAAAUAAUUCGUGACUUCAAAACUGGAGACAGCUUAUGCUAUGCCUUUAUUGAGUUCGAAGACAAAGCAGCCUGUGAGCAAGCAUACUACAAGAUGGAUAAUACUUUGAUAGAUGAUCGAAGGAUACAUGUCGAUUUCAGUCAAAGCGUUUCAAAAUUAUGGAACCAAACCAUGCGUAAAGGCAAUCAAGCCAGACCAGGUGGUAAAGGUUGCUUUAAAUGUGGUUCCCUUGAUCAUAUUGCAAGGGACUGUAAUGGGAGCCCUGAUGCCCAGCAACCUCCAAAAUACGUCUUGAAGGAUGAUGGUUUCAAUAAUAUAGGUGGCAAUGGUAGCUCAAGGUAUGACAUGGUAUUUGAUAAGGACACCCAUGCAAGUCCACAAGGAAAGAAGCAACCGAGACACCAUGAGGUGGAUAACCGUCAUGAACGAAAAGUGAGCCAUCAGGCCACAGAUGAAAUGAAGCACAAUGAUUACAAAUAUAAAAAUGAAAAGAAGCACGAUGAUAAUAGAUGUAAAGAUCACGUGGAUGAGCGAAAAAGAUAUGGUGAAGAUGAGAAUGACCGGAAAAAGGGUGAUCGAAGAAAUGACAGAAAUCUACGUGCAGAUGACCGUGGGCAUAAGAGGAGUAGGGGGGAAGACCAUGAUCGCAUGAAAAGCAGCAGAAGAUAUGAUGAUAGAGAUCGUAGUAGAAGGGACAGGGACUGAGUUAUACGAGUAUUUGAUUUCAUAGGGAAGGAAGCGAGAUGAAAUUUUUUUGCUUUGUAGCCAUUAUAUUACUAUCCCGGAUCUUUGUGGCAGGAAUAUACUUGCCUUUUAUCAAACUUUUGACCGAGGAUCGAACUGUUAGACCAAUGACCUGCUUUAGUCAAGGUUGUGAAACUCGACCGAUACACCCGAUUUCUCAAAAUCGAAUCGUGUAUUGGCGGGUUGACGAUACGAUUUUGUUAGAUUCGGACUAAAAAUCGGUCAUGAACUCGGGUCGACUUGGUCAAGACUCGGGUGUGUCGGUUAAGACUCGGUUAACAUAAAGUGAAACUUUUUGUUUUCUUUUUA
Molecule: messenger RNA, 1980 nt
Organism: Erigeron canadensis
Lineage: Eukaryota; Viridiplantae; Streptophyta; Magnoliopsida; Asterales; Asteraceae
Product: peptidyl-prolyl cis-trans isomerase CYP59
Exons: 14
Coding region: 112-1632 (506 amino acids)
Biological process (GO): protein peptidyl-prolyl isomerization
Cellular component (GO): nucleus
Molecular function (GO): peptidyl-prolyl cis-trans isomerase activity; zinc ion binding; RNA binding
Source: RefSeq, a predicted model, not a curated record